Messenger RNA from Durio zibethinus, 1254 nucleotides. RefSeq lists its product as uncharacterized. NCBI's taxonomy places the organism in Eukaryota, Viridiplantae, Streptophyta, Magnoliopsida, Malvales, Malvaceae. The record is from RefSeq and is a predicted model, not a curated record.
AAAAAUUUAGUUAAAAUUAAGUAUGUAUUUUAGCCAUUUGAAGCAAUUAAUGUGAACCAUUUUCAAUUUGGGGAAAAAAAACAUUGACAUUAAUAUCCAUUAAUAUCCUACUUGACCUCCAUCGGCGAAAACCCAAUUCCAUCCUCGGUUACCAGCGAAGGAAAGAAAUCGCAAUUCCUAAAUAAAUCUCCCCAAACCCCUUUCCCUUCUCAGCCCCAAACAACCCAAUACCGUCUCCCUCUUUCUCUAAAACCCCAAUCCCUCUCUUUCUCAAUCAAAAGUGCAAAAAAAAAAAACCUAAACGAUGAGCUCCUUCACCAACACCACCAACUUCGACAACCUCCUGCUACAAACCCUAAUGGGAAGACUCCAAAUUGGUCCCCCAAACAAUAACAACAACAACAACAACAACAACCCUUUCCUCACCCAAUCACUCGAAGACCUCCUCCUCGACGCUGCCAGUUUGUCAGACUCUGACUCCGACGAUAGCAGCAAAACCCAACUCGCCAAAGAGGAGUCCAAGCUGGAAAAAGAAAUCAUCCGGAUCAUCCUUUCAGGAAAAAUCGACCCCUUGAAACCCAACUCUGGUCAAGCCGUUACCAUCAACGACCACCAUAUUUGCAUCACUUUUCAACAAGAGGAAGGAUCGGAGUAUCGGGUUUGGGAGUGGCAUGGGCAUAUAAUGCUGUUUGAUGAAGAGAAUGGAUAUACGCCUGAAUACAUUUACGGGAAUUACUUUGAGAGAUUGCAGGGGAAGCAGCUUGUUGCACGUGUCAAGGAAGAGAAAGAAGAGGGGGUGGAGGAAGAUGAGGAGGAAGAGAAAGUGGCGAAUUUGGGAUUGAGGGAGUUGAUUGAUGGAGUUGCUGAUUCGGGUGGGGGUCGGAUUCUUCGUAGGAAUAUCAAUGCCGGUUCUCCAAGGAUCUAGAUUGGAAGUUUACAUUUGCCUUUUGGGUUUCAAAAGGGGAAAGCUAUCAGUCAAUGCCUCAUUCAGUCAAAGAUUGAAGCUUCUGGUUGAGAUCAUGCACGCCACUGAGCUGCCCAAAGGAUUCAUCUGGUUUCUUCUAUGGAUUUGGUAUAUGAAUGUCAAAUACAACAGAAGAAUUUUUCUUUGUAUGAGACCUAAUUUUGUUCAAGCAGUCUUUUUUUUUUUUUUGGGGGGGGGGGGGGGGUUAUGAGUUGAAUGUCAAUAAGCAUCAAUAUGUUACAGUUUGUGCUUGUGAAUGUUUGGCAAUAACAUGGUCUCCUAUUGGUGUC